Linum tenue is the source of this 399-nucleotide messenger RNA. NCBI's taxonomy places the organism in Eukaryota, Viridiplantae, Streptophyta, Magnoliopsida, Malpighiales, Linaceae. The record is from the annotation of a GenBank genome assembly.
AGAAUGAAAAUAACGAAAGAGAGGAACUGUAAGCUUGGACAUGAAGUGAAGUUGAGGAACAGUAAGCUUACACAUCUAAUUAAGUUCCCUACAGUUCUCGACGUUUUUUCUAGUUCAAAGCACGAAUAGAUGAACAAACUGCACAGUGACAACAUACCAAGAAGAAGAGCUUCUGUCCGUGUCGGUAACAGGACACAGUCGCUCAUCAGAGUCCUAAUCCGACAGUGCGGCCAUCUCGUCGACGAAGCCCAGCUGUGUACUGCUUCUCUAACUCCAUCUGGAGCUGCUCCUGCUUUUCGGCCUGGAGACCCUCUUGGUUGUUGUUGGUCUGGGAUUCUGCCUUUGCAUCCCCCUUCACACCCUACAAUUGGCCAUAGGUACCAUUUCUGACUCAGACUC